AUUUUUUUAUCGAAGAUUCAAGAAGAUGCAUCAGUCGAAAAAAAAGAAGAUGAUAGAUCUAGCUGGGACAAUCCUUUGGAGUUUGUAUUUUCGUGCUUGAAUUAUGCUAUCGGACUAGGGAAUAUAUGGAGAUUUCCUUAUCUUUGUUACAGCAAUGGUGGAGGUGCUUUUCUUCUGGCCUACUUCAUAAUGCUCAUUCUUAUGGGCACUCCAAUUUUCUUGAUGGAAUUGCUUAUAGGCCAAUAUUCCGGAUUGGGACCGGACAUGGUAUUUAAGCACAUAGCACCGCUUUUUACUGGACUCGGAUAUUGUUGUUUAGUGGUGACUUUCUUUAUUACCACUUAUUACAUGGUUAUUGUUUCUUGGACGAUAUUUUACUUUUUUGCCUCAUUUACGAAAGACCUGGGAUUUGGUAGCUGCCAUCAUGAAUUUAAUAGCGUGGGUUGUUAUAGUGCAUCAGAAGAGGCCAAAUGCGAGGCAACAGAAACUUGGUAUAACAACAGUUGCAUGUCAUCAAACGAACUUUGUAGAUAUUUGAACAUGGAUUCGGCAAUAAGUCGAACAUAUUGCCUUAAUGGCACCGAAGAAGUUUCUAUAAAUAGAGUUGUAAAUAGGACUUUAGCUACUUCUGAGUAUUUUAGGGAUUAUGUGUUAGGCAUUGGUGAUGCAACAUGGGAAAACUUUGGCUCAAUGAGAUGGGAAAUUCUCGGAUGUCUAUUCUUUUCGUGGGUAAUGUGUUAUCUUGCGGUAUUGAAAGGCGUGAAAACAUCUGGGAAAGUGGUUUACUUUACAGUGUUGUUUCCAUAUUUUAUUUUGACUGCAUUAGUUAUUCAAGGGGUGAUCCUGCCUGGAGCUAUAGAUGGAAUUUUGUUGUAUCUCAAACCUGACUGGCAGAAAUUAUUAGAAGUUGAUGUAUGGGCUGCAGCAGCUUCACAAACAUUUUACUCAUUUGGAAUAGCUUGUGGUUCCCUAAUUACCCUAGCCUCAUACAACAACUUCAAAAAUAAUUGCAUCACAGACGCAAUAAUAGUCAGUGCGACUAAUGCUUUCACAUCAGUUUACGCCGGGUUCGCAAUUUUUUCCAUGCUUGGAUUUUUGGCCAAUGAAAUGGGUUUGCCAGUGGAUGAAGUAGCUAGAGACGGACCUGGACUAGCAUUUGUCGCUUACCCGGAGGCUAUAUUAAGAUUACCUGGUUCCACUGUGUGGGCUCUUAUGUUCUUUUUUAUGUUAUUCGUUUUGGGACUUGGAACACAGUUCGCAGGAGUCGAAGCUAUUAGUUGUUGUAUAUUAGACAAGUGGCAAGGUAUUCGCAAAUACAAAUCCUAUCUCAACCUUGUAAUUUGUACAGUAUGUUUCCUAUUAGCCAUCCCAAUGUGUUUUUCUGGUGGUAUAUACCUAUUUACUCUGAUGGAAUGGAAUACUGCUUCUUGGGCUAUAAUGUUAAUCGGUUUUGGAGAAGUAGUAGCCGUAUCUUGGUGUUAUGGCUGCUUCGAAUUCAUCGGUCACAUGGAGGACAUGAGUAUGGACAUGAGGAAAGUUUGGAGGGGUUACUGGUGGUUUUCAUGGGUUGUAAUAACUCCUUUAACACUUUUGGGAAUUUUUCUAUUCCAAAUGAUUUAUUACAUCCCAGCAUCUUAUGGAGACUAUGUGUUUCCUCUGUGGGCUGAUGCACUUGGUUGGCUUAUUGGAAUUUCAACGCUAGUGCCAUUCUUUGCACUUCUCGUUUACGUUUUAAUUAGAAAGGAGCAUGUUGGCAGAGAACUUUUCCACCACACAAAGCACUGGAAACCACAAUCUGAUGUAACUGAAAGUCGACUAUCUCUCUCAUCAGAAAAAACUCAGCCCGCUUGAUUCCAGAAAUAUUUAAUAAACCGUAAAAAGUUGGCCUUUUGUUUUAUCUUUUAAGCUUUCCAAGGAAAGUUUCCAGAAUCACCGUGAAUUGCAG
Ceutorhynchus assimilis (cabbage seed weevil) is the source of this 1945-nucleotide messenger RNA. The record is from the annotation of a GenBank genome assembly. Lineage: Eukaryota; Metazoa; Arthropoda; Insecta; Coleoptera; Curculionidae.